GCUGUGAGCUCUAUGGGCGGGCACGGUUGGAGUGAGGGCGCGGCGUUUAGGUAAAGUGCAGGAGCUGGUUGGCCGGGAGCAAUGCGAGGAGGACACUGAUUGGUUGCAGUCGCCAACGCCAGUGUUGAUGCCCACGACGCUGGUGCUGCGGACUCCGCGACCCGGCUGUGCACCCGGUGGGUCAUGGUGCUGGGUCUCGGGCCGCGGUGCGUCCAGAGCCUGUCAGCGCUGGGAGCCGCCUGCGCGCGCCGCGGUCUGGGUCAGGCCCUACUGGGAAUCUUACUGUAUCACACAGACUUCAGAAAGAGUCUGACUGUGGAGCAAGACAUGAUGAAGGUUGAGCUACUGCCUGCCCUGACUGACAACUACAUGUACCUGGUCAUUGAUGAGGACACCCAGGAGGCUGCCAUUGUAGACCCAGUGCAACCCCAGAAGGUUAUAGAAACUGUGAAAAAGCACCGUGUAAAGCUGACCACAGUGCUCACCACUCACCACCACUGGGACCAUGCUGGUGGGAAUGAGAAGCUGGUGAAACUGCAGCCUGGACUGAAGGUUUACGGAGGUGAUGACCGCAUUGGGGCCUUGACGCACAAAGUCACACACCUUUCCACACUGCAGGUGGGGUCUCUCACUGUCAAAUGCCUGUCAACACCCUGCCAUACUUCGGGACACAUCUGUUACUUCGUGAGCAAGCCAGGCAGCUCAGAGCCCUCUGCUGUGUUCACGGGUGACACAUUGUUUGUUGCUGGCUGUGGGAAGUUCUAUGAAGGAACUGCGGACGAGAUGUACAAGGCGCUGCUCGAAGUCUUGGGUCGGCUCCCUCCAGACACAAAAGUCUACUGUGGCCAUGAGUACACCAUAAACAACCUCAAGUUUGCACGCCAUGUGGAACCCAGCAAUGCUGCCAUCCAGGAGAAACUGGCCUGGGCCAAGUGCCCAUGGAGGCCAGAAGAGGCCAUCAGAAGCCCUGGAAUCAGAGUCACAGGUGGUUACAAGUUCCCGUGUGGGUGCUGGGAACUGAACCCAGGUCCUCUGCAAGAGCAGCAGCUGCUGAGCCGUCUCCCCAGCCCCACCAGUCGCCCUUAUCCUAUAGCAGAAUCAUGAUCUCCCUCAGUUCUCCCCGUUCUUGCUCAGCCUCAUCCUGAGGCCUGUCCCCAAAGCUGGUUUUGUUUCUGAGUACAUCCUGUAUUAUGUGGCUCACUGCAGGAGUUCGUCCAUUGUCUGUGGGUGAACUCUCUGUGUGCUUUUCUGUGUUUUUAGGGUUAUGAAUAAAGGUGUUGUGAAUGCUUGUGUGCAUCCUUUUGU
This is a messenger RNA of Peromyscus leucopus (white-footed mouse), 1305 nucleotides long. RefSeq names its product hydroxyacylglutathione hydrolase (gene Hagh). Lineage: Eukaryota; Metazoa; Chordata; Mammalia; Rodentia; Cricetidae. The transcript has 8 exons. The record is from RefSeq and is a predicted model, not a curated record. The coding region runs from base 184 to 1104 and encodes 306 amino acids. Gene Ontology annotation, cellular component: mitochondrion. Gene Ontology annotation, molecular function: hydroxyacylglutathione hydrolase activity. Gene Ontology annotation, biological process: glutathione metabolic process.